This is a messenger RNA of Mytilinidion resinicola, 1344 nucleotides long. RefSeq lists its product as uncharacterized. NCBI's taxonomy places the organism in Eukaryota, Fungi, Ascomycota, Dothideomycetes, Mytilinidiales, Mytilinidiaceae. Gene Ontology annotation, molecular function: dipeptidyl-peptidase activity. The record is from RefSeq and is a predicted model, not a curated record. The coding region runs from base 1 to 1344 and encodes 447 amino acids. The transcript is spliced from 2 exons.
AUGGACAAAAUGAUUAUCGAACGCGACGUUCCCAUCCUCUCGGACGACACUACCUUACGCGCGGACAUCUUCCGCCCCAAGGACUCCUUCCAGUACCCUGUAAUCAUGACUAUGGGCCCCUACGGCAAAGGGAACGAAUACAAGACCGGCUACGCCGCUCAAUGGAAGUGGCUGACCACCACCCACCCCAACAUCCUUCCCGGUUCCUCCCGUUCUUUCAUGACCUGGGAGACCGUCGAUCCAGAGACGUGGUUCCCUGGGGCUACGUCGUCAUCCGUGUGGACUCCAGAGGUGCUGGGCGGUCGCCAGGACCCGAUCUUGGAUUGGUCGAAAUUAACGGUGCCAUUUCUCAGCGCGACGAACUUGGCAGGAUUCGGGUUGCAUCCUCGUGGCAAUUUUGAGGCUUUUAUGCAUGCUGCUUCGGAGCACAAGUGGCUUGAAUGCCAUCCGGGUCGGCAUGAAGAGUGGUUCUAUUUAGAGCAGGGUAUUGAUAUCCAGAAAAGGUUCCUGGACUGCUUCUUGAAAGACUUGAAGAAUGGGUGGAUGGAGGAGGCGCCGGUCUCGCUUCGGCUUCGUCGGCCCUUCGAGGAUAAUGAGUUUGAGUUGCGGAGGGAAGAAGCGUGGCCGCUGUCAUCGACUCAGUGGACUGAAACGUAUCUCUCGGCAGCUGGAGAUGCGACCACGCUCUCAUGGAAUGAACCAGGCACAGCAUCGUCAGUGUCUUCUGAUGCGCUAGGAAAACCACUCACCUUCCUCUCCCCUCCCCUAGAGUCUGAAACCGAGAUCACAGGACCUUUAGCAGCGAAACUCUUCACCUCAUCAUCAACAGCAGACAUGGAUCUCUUCGUAACUCUGCAAGCCUUCUCUCCGGAAGGAAAAGAAGCCGACUUUCAAGGCACCGUCGGUCCGCACACACCGCUCGCUCAGAGCUGGCUAUGGGCCUCGCACCGCAAGCUCGAUCCGGCAAAAAGCCUUCCCUAUCGACCAUACCAUAGCCACGAUGAGAUUUCGCCCGUGAAACUGAACGAAGUCUAUGAACUAAACGUCGAAAUCUGGCCUACGAGCAUCAUUCUUCCUGCGGGUUUCCGACUGGCGCUCCAAAUCAGCGGGAAACCCUUCGAGCGGGAGGUGCCAGGCAAACAUGAGGUGUGGGUUGCGAAAGGGUCGGGACCCUGGCUGCAUACAAAUGUUGAGGAUAGACCAGAGAGUAUCUUCGGGGGACGGAGGACAGUGCACACGGGGGGGGAGUACGCGAUCCAGUUUGCUUAUACCUAUCAUUCCGUCGCAGCGAUAGGGGACGUGACCCCGUUUGGUCUUAGAAUCGAAGAAAUAUACCAAUUCUAA